AGAUUUGAUUUGACACAGUAUGGUAUAAAUUUGUUGUGAAUUCAGCACAGUAUGAGAGGCAUGAUGGUAAUGUAAUCAUGUUACACGAUUAAACUCAUAACCAACUCUUUUUUUUUUUUUUUUUUUUCGAGAACAUGAUAAGUUAUCCAUGGUAAUGCUUAUUCACCCGAUUUAUGUUAUUUUCUUCAUGAAUUAUUAUCAUUAUUUAGGGUGAUAUUGAGGAAUAAUGUAUCUUUAUGAAAAAAAACACAACUUAUGGAUGAAAUUCCAUAACUAUAUUCAUUAGGAUUUUACUUUUCAUGCCAAAUUACAAUUAAAUUAAUUCUCGUAACUAAAAUUAUUUUUACCAACUACUAAACAAUUAUUCACAAAAAGUUCAAUUCCGACCAAUAACAUUUUUCAGAGAAUUCCCAUAUCUCCCCCCCCCCUCCUCCAUUUCCAAUGACAUAAACCCUAACCCGAGUAACUAAGUUGGUUUAUCCAUGACUAAUCCUAGUCUAGUACUCCGUUAGGAUUCGUCUUCUUACCCAAAAAAAACACCCAAGUUCCAUAUGCCUCAUAAUACAAACUCUACACCACUCAAAAAAUUUCUGGUCAUUCUCUCCUCUUUUGUUCUCUCUCAUUUCAUGGCUUCAUCCAUUGCAGUGACCACCUCACCCUCCUGUUCUUCAACCAUCUCUUCUUCGCAUUACUCUUCUCAUUCCCAGCAUGCUUUGAGUCAAUCAUGGAAGCAUGGAACAAUCAGGUUUUAUAAAAUGAUAAAGCAACUCCCUUCUCCAUUGUUCAAUCAAAGGAGAAAUUUGGUCUGUGCAGUCAGUCAAGGUGGUGCUGAGGAAGCUUUCAAGAAGACUGUUGAAGUCGAUAGGCUUAUCGAUACGUUAAGGGAAGCUAAUCCGAAGGAACUACCACAGCUCGUUGCUGAAAAUGUUCUGGCUUUCAAUGAGGGUUUCUGGAUUCGGCUUGCUGCCAGAACUGAUACCUGCAAAUCAGAAGAUGAUAAAAAAGAUUAUGAAGAAUUGGCAUCAACGCUAAUGAGUACAGUAGACCGUCUUGUUCACAAAACCAAUGAAAAAAUUGAGUCAGCUACUGAUGUUUUAAAAUCAAUCCUCAAACAUGUGGUGGAUGAAGAUCAAGAGCUUACCUGGCCACCAAGAGACCCCGAAGCUCUCAGUCUGAUGGAACAGGAGUUAAAUCAAAGAGAACAAGAAGGAUAUUUAGAUGAAGGAUUCCUUUCAGAAGUCAAUGCACAACUGCGGCAAUCAAAAGAAGAUGGGGACAAGCCAGGACUUGUGGCUAUGCUGCAAAAAGUUUUACAGCUUUAUGCCUCCAGAAAUCUUUCAAAACGUAGUUAUGCUAAAAAAGGUAAUGAAAUCUUGAAGGCGGAGCAAUUCCUUGAGACUAUUAUUAAAGCUCCUGAAAGUGAAUGGAACACGCUGCUGCUUAAUGGUUUAACAAUUGCAAAAGGAGAUAUUUCACCAGAGGAAUUUUAUGCAGUACUUAAUAAACGAAGAGAACGAGUUUUGAUUCGAACAGAAGGAGGAUCUUACCAGCAGCGUGUUCUUACUGAGUACCUUAAAGGCAUACAGUCAAGAGCCGAGGAAAUUGUUCAGGCCUUACAAGGAAACCAACAAUGAGGUCUUGAAGAUCAUUUGAGACUGUUGAAGUAAUUACCGGCUUACUGCAGGACAUUGCAUAAAAUGAAGAGUUUUCAGAAUGCCACGCUUACGAAUUCUGCAAGCUUCAGCCUUUCUCCAAUAUAGUACUCCUUAUUACAGAAAUAAUCUUUUGAUGAGAAACCACCUUGACUCUUGAGAAUUCAGGAACAACUCCUUAACAUAAAGUUUGAUGCAAAAACUUCCCCUUUCCAUUCAUAGAUACUAGAUUCCCCAUUUUUGGUUGUCGUUGCUUUCUUUGGAAGUUCUUCGAUUAGAUUUUCAUGAUCUUCCCCUCAGAGUCACUCCUAGUUGACACGAAAAUGCUUGAAUACGUUACAUGUAUCCAUAAUAUCAAAAUUUUGCUUCCGAGAUUAGGCGAAAAGGUCUGAACCCUGAGAUAGUUUAGAUGUUCUGGUUUGGGUAAAGAUCAUGUUUCAUGUCAUUUGGUAGGCUUCUUUAUAUAUUCCCUGUACGUCCGAAAUUAGUACGGAGUAUGUGGUAUUAUAGAUGAAGUACCUAAAAGGCUAAAAGGCAGUUAAGUACAAAGUAUAUGCACAACAUUUUGUACUAAAAAAACAUUAUUGAUUGGAUGCACGCAUUAUCGAUUCAUUUGACCAUUUAA
This is a messenger RNA of Chenopodium quinoa (quinoa), 2277 nucleotides long. RefSeq lists its product as uncharacterized. Bases 552 to 1634 code for a protein of 360 amino acids. NCBI's taxonomy places the organism in Eukaryota, Viridiplantae, Streptophyta, Magnoliopsida, Caryophyllales, Amaranthaceae. The transcript is spliced from 11 exons. The record is from RefSeq and is a predicted model, not a curated record.